GACAGCUUUAGUCAGAUUGUUCCGGGAUUUUCAAAAUUUUUAUUUGACGUCAUGAACGACUUGGCUGAGAGAGGGUCUUCGAAAAGUAAAUGGCAAAUAGAGCAACGAUCAGGACGACCGUAUCGACCUUUACCCCAACCAACGGAGAAUGAAAGAAUAAAAAAGUUUACAAAGUACAGAGAAGACUUUAGUUUGUUAUUAUCUGAAGCAAGACCCGACCCAUCUGAACUAGCAACUGCUCAUAAAGAAAUAGAUCAACUUAAAACAACUCUGUCCAAGUUUAUUGAAGCAAAAUCAGCAAUAAGAGUCACCAAUAUGAUAGUGGCAGGAUCCCUUGGUACGAACACAUUAUGCAGCAACAGAUGGGACGUUGACUUUGUUCUUAUGACACCAGACCUGCCAUACAAUGGUCAUAUAAUGUGGAUGCCCUCAUUUGUAGUUGCUUUGUGUAGAAUGUUGGUGGAUGGGGCAGAAGAAGGAAAACUGGAAGGUUGUACCGAUUUUGUUUACAGCUCGUAUGCCGUACAGUUCAUAUUCAAAGGCAAAAUCGAGGUUGAUUUAAUGACAAGUUACGAUUGGCAACAAACUGGUGAUAAUGGAUUCGAUUCGUUGUAUGAUGAGUUGCUACGACAACGAACAUCCGAGAAUCUUACCUGGUUUUGCCCGGCAGCUGCUGAACGACAAAUAAUGUUUAUCGAAGAACAACCUGAUCAGGUAAAAGACUUGAUCAAGGUUGUGAAAUAUUGGCGCAAUGCUGCAGAUUGGAAUGAGAAAAGAUGGCGACCAUCAUCGUAUCUCUUAUCUUUGCUGCUUAUACGAGCAUAUGAGAACGCUUGUCAUAUUAUUGAGGGAAGUUUACCAAGUAACAGGACGGUGCUAAAGUGUUUUGUUAAACUGGUGCUUUCAACUGCAAACAGCAAGCCAGCUCCUGUCCGUAUCUCCUGGAGCAGAUUCUACGAACCCAAGGAUUACAAUAUUGAAUACAGCAGCUCAGGAAACACUGAGUGCCCGCCCAUCAUACAGGACCCUGCCAACCCUGCAAAUAAUGUGGCAGAACGUCCUGUAUCGUGGCAUCCAUUUCGUCAAAUGUUGGAAGUUUGGGCUCAUGAUCUUGGGAUGAUGGAAGAGGGGACUUUGCUGCCGAUAACAACUGGAAGAAGAUGAAAUAUUUUUUAUGAAAAAACUUGUUUUGUUUUAGUUGUGAAAAAUACAACUUUUUGUUGUUUUCUUUGCGAUUUUUUUCUUAACACAUUGGAUGUAGUGCUUUUUUGAUUAUCUGUACAUGGUUUAAUUAGAAUUAUACAUUCUAUACGGAUGAGGAUCUAAUACAGUAUAACACGCUAGGCAUCCUAUAUGCUGU
Ciona intestinalis (vase tunicate) is the source of this 1360-nucleotide messenger RNA. The record is from RefSeq and is a predicted model, not a curated record. NCBI's taxonomy places the organism in Eukaryota, Metazoa, Chordata, Ascidiacea, Phlebobranchia, Cionidae.